AUGCGACCAGGACGAGAUCCGGAAGACGAGCCUUUACUAUCGUUAUCAGCAUCCUCAUCUGCCUCAACCGCAUAUUCCGCCUUUCCUCGCCUACAGAAACUGACAACAUCAAACCUGUCAGAAGCAGGAAACAACACUGGCCGAGUAUCACAGGACUCAGAUUCAUCUGCCCUUGAUCGUUUCCUAGCGUCGGAGCGUAACGGAUUCGCGUCAUCUCGAUCUGGUAUAUUCUCUCGCAUUCCUGGAUUUCAGACAUUGCAGCAAUGGACAACAUCAAAUCACAACAACUAUUGGUCUGUGUCAUCGACAGAUUACUAUUAUGGGAUACAGAGUAGGAAUAGUAUACGUGGUCAGUUGAGAGCACUUGUCUCGGAUAUAUGGAGAGUCACUGUGUUGAAAGCUACUGUUGCAUAUCUUGUUGCAACCAUGUUUACGUUUGUGGAGCCUGUCAGUGUGCACUUUGGGAGAUACUCAUAUUUGACGGCUAUGGCAAUAUGCUACUUUCAUCCCGCAAGAUCUGUUGGUGCUAUGGUCGAGGCAUUACUCUACUGCCUUGCUGGGGUCACAUUUGGUUCUCUGGUAUCGGUUGGGGCACUACACAUCGUAUACUAUUACGAGAACGAGGAAAAGGAACGUACAACCGCUCAUCUCUUGAUAUUGGGUGUAUUGGCAAUGGCCACCUUCGUGUUGGCUUAUGUACGUGCUGUUUAUGGUCAAAAGAGACCAUCGAUAUCUACAGGAACCACUUUGGCACAUCUGAUUACAUUUGUCACGAUAACUCAAAUGCCAAAUCCGGACUUGUUGGAGUUUCAACCAGACAAGAUAUUAAGAGUGUCUAUGGCUUUGGUGGUUGGUACCGUGAUUAGUUUCUCGUGCUGCUGUUUGAUUUCUCCUUACACAGCUUCAUCAGAACUCAAAAAGAGUAUAGCCAAAGCAUUAGCCAACUUGAGGAAAUUCUUUGAUACUCUGGCUUCUUCAGUAUCGUUGAACACAGACUCUCAAGGAAAUUCAAUAGUGUUCAAUAUCCCAAUACCGAAUCAUCAAGGAGCAGCUGCGCCUGCUUCUCCAUCUCCAUUGGAAUCUUUGUCUCCUUCUGAUGAGCAAGAACCACGACACUCGCUUGAUACUGGUGUCGAUGUCGAGUCUAUUGCUUCUCAUCAUGAUCAGUUGUCGUCGCUUAUCAAGGAGCAUCAGACAUUACUUCUCGCUCUAGACUCCUUACGAAUCGAAACCAAAUUCGAAACACUCUCCGCAAUACGACUUCACUAUCCAAACUAUAUCCACAUAUUUGACUCGAUUUCACGCUUGACUCAACACCUGUCAGGUCUGAAAUCAUCCGUCAUGGACAUUGAUCGGAGAAUAGCAGGUGGUCAUCCAACACCAGCUCUCACUCAAUUCCUAGAACAAAUGGGUCCAUAUCUUCGUCGUCUCAUAUCAACAGCUCGACAAGCUAUUGCUCUGGUAGCUGCUGCUCUUGCUGAAGAAGAGAAGAAGGGUGGAGAUAAUGGGGCUGUGGAACGUGGUGUUAUAUUGCCGGCGUUGAUUACUCUAGAACGGAAACUUGGUGAAGCUGUGAGAGAGUUUGAUGUACAGCAAAAGCGUGUGUUGGUAGAUCUAUAUGAAAAGGUCAAUGAAGAUGUCUUUCUUGUCUACUUUUUCGUAUUUGCAUUGAUGGAAGUGGGAUCUGAAUUGCAGCACUUGGUGGAAAACAUUGCUGACUUGAGACGUGCCGAAGCUCGUGUUCGUGAAGCCGGCAAGGUUCAAUUUUGGUUGGCUAGUCGACCAUUGUCGACUAUGAGUACCGAGUCAACCGCAUCGCCAGUAAAUACAACAGCACCUAGUUUACCACACACACCUGGGUUACAAGAUGCAUCUCGAUCCACAGUCUUUCGAAGACUCAUGGCCCUUGUAUGGAUUUGGGCAACAGGAUUUCGAGCAUUUGAGAUUCGAUUUGCCAUCAAAACUGCUGCCACCAUUGCUUUAUUGAGUCUUCCUGGAUUUAUAAAUAGUACUCAAGAUUGGUAUUAUGAGUACAGGAUGUGGUGGGCACUGACAUCAGUAGUAGUCGUUUUGACUCCAAGUGUUGGUGGAACGAACGCUGCUGGCAUGUGGCGAAUAGUUGGUACUAUUGGUGGUGCUCUCGCUGGUUGUCUUUCAUGGGUCAUGUUUCCCAACAAUCCUCUGCUUCUCUGGUUGGUUUGUGGUAUCGUCGCUGUGCCGGCCUUUUAUGUGUUUCUACAUACUAAAUAUGCCAAGAUUGGACAGGUCUUUUUGAUGACCUAUACGAUUGUUUUAUUGAAUCGUUACGCCAAUCCUCUGGAUCAAUGGACUGGACGUGAUAUAGGAAUUGAAGAGUUUGCGUAUAAGAGAGGUAUCGCGGUUGUGGUUGGAGUAGUUGUUGGAUUGUUCGUGUCUUGGUAUGUUUGGCCGUACAAGGCUCGUGAUGAAUUACGCAAAAUCUUAUCAUCAACCUUAUUUGAUAUGGGCGUCUUGUAUUCGAAACUCGUAUCUCUAUUCACAUCAACUCUGCCACCAACAUCCGAUGAAUUCUUUGCUCUGGAGAUAUCGCUACGUAAUUCAUUGACUGAAUCUCGUGCUUUGUUGACAUUGACUCGUCAUGAACCACGUAUAAAAGGACGUUUUCCCACUGUAUCGUAUGAUCGAAUCAUCACGGCUCUAAAUGAUAUAUUGGACCGAUUUGUGUCUAUGAGAGUUGCUGCUUGGAGAGGUCGUGAUGCUCAUCGGCAUGUGCGACAUGAUUUUGUUGGGGCCAUUGAGGAUGUGAGACGUGAGAUGGUCGGGGCUGUCCUCCUCUACUUUUACGUCCUGGCAGGUGCUCUCGUCAUCAAAUCACCUCUCCCACCACAACUACCCAACGCAGAUGCAGCUCGAGUACGACUCGUAUCUCAAGUCCGUGAAUUACCCAUGGUACGAGAGAUGGGCAAACAUCGAGGGGACUCGUCAUACUUGUAUUAUUAUUCUUAUAUUCUUGCUAUGGAAGAUGUUAUUCGAGAGAUGGAAUUACUUGGAGCGCUCAUGAAGGGUUUGUUUGGUGAGAUUUCGUAUGAGGAGAUGACCAGACAUAAUUUUAGUACUGGCCAUGAUUGA
Synchytrium microbalum is the source of this 3108-nucleotide messenger RNA. RefSeq lists its product as uncharacterized. The transcript is spliced from 12 exons. Lineage: Eukaryota; Fungi; Chytridiomycota; Chytridiomycetes; Synchytriales; Synchytriaceae. The record is from RefSeq and is a predicted model, not a curated record. The coding region runs from base 1 to 3108 and encodes 1035 amino acids.